GGAAUUGCUUAAAAAAGGUAAUGUGUCGGCGGCUAAUGUUGCCAAACUUGCCCGCUGAUAGGACCUUGAGAAGAGAUCAUGGGUAAUCCAAGAACUUGUAGAGUCAGAAAAGAAAUAUCUGAAAAGCCUUAGCCAAUUGGAGGAGGUAACCUCUUGACGAUAUAAAGGAAGAGAGCCUAUUGUAUCUUUUUAACAUGAAUUUUUAGAUCUCUCGAAGCAUUCAGCAGGAGAUCCUUGAGACUAAGGCACUACAAACCGUCCGCUUCGAGGUCAACGUUAUAUUCGGCAACAUCGCAGAAAUUUACCAAAGGCAUGCUACUCUAGCUGAUUGCAUGAAAAGCCGAGAAAGCGAGAUUGAGAUGUGCUUAGGACAAAUCUUAAAAGAAAAUUUCGAGAACUUUUCCAAGCCAUAUUAUCUUUACCUUAGCAAUAGAAGCAAAGCCAUCGAAACUCACCAAAAGCUAAUGUCUAAAAGUAACAAGUACAAGAAACUGAUCAUGACUUUAGAGAGCCUCCAUGGAACAGCUACAGAGAAGAUCUCCAUCUCCAGCCUUCUCAUAGAACCCGUUCAACGCAUUCCAAGAUACACACUUUUAAUAGAUGAGAUCCUCAAACUUACUGCUGAAGACCAUGAUGACCGGGAGCAUUUGUACUCCGCAAAGGAUGUGGCGAACCAAAUCGCCAGUGUGCAUGAAGGACAAGAAGAGAUAACAGCUCGCGUGAUUAAUAAUCUCAUCACCAGCGUCAAAAACUGCCCUCCUACGUUGCUGAAAACCAAUCGACGGCUAAUAUCCCACAUUGAUGCUGAUGAGAUCGACAUCCUGAAUGGAAAGGUUCUGAGAUUUGUGACGCUCAUUCUGUUUAACGAUAUCUUGGUGGUUGUCAAGCGUGUUUCCCAGAGUGCAAGUGGUCAUAGUCAUCGUACAGACUUCAAGUUCAAGAGUUGCGUUUCAUUGACCAGUGUUGAUAUCUCCAUUCCUAAAAGAAGUGCUGAGGAUCCAGAACGCCUCGAUGAUAUAAUCUACAUUCGCGUCUCCGACAACGCCAUGGAUGAUCAAGAGUAUUUCUCUUCCGGGCGUCUGAGGCAAUACGUUCUAGGCAAUAACAGCCACGGUGGCCCAUCUUUUGUGCGGCUGGUGAACGAGCAAAGAGCUUCAACUAGUGUUUCUGGAGAAGAUCAAUCUUUCAUUUUGAAAAAGCAUGUCGGAGCCAGCGACGUGUUUUUCUGCAUAAGGCCCCAACAAGGUUACAACUUGUGUACGACAAAGAAUUCCAUGGCUUUGUGCUUCGAAAGUCCAGAUGACGACAGUUCCUCUCUAGUGUCAAACCCCACAAUACUAGGCAAAGAUGGAGGCUUGUUAAUCGUUCAAAAACAUGAUAACAAUGUAUAUAGAUCAACCCUUUGCACCUCCCUGCCCAUGUCCGAAAUGAACUCUCAGAAGACAGUGGCGACAUACCAGCUGACGGAGUUGUUGAACAGGAGUAGUCCCCAAUACCAACGAACACAGUUUUCAGCGCUGAUGAUGAAACAACCUACGAACGACGGAAGAAGUGUGGACAGGACAAUAGAGACCUGCUAGAACUGCUCAUUAAGCGCUUUGACUCCAAGUUACAAAGGUCUAUUCCAACCUCUUUACUAUGGAGUCAAUCACGGUCGUCCAAUCACGCA
Molecule: messenger RNA, 1669 nt
Organism: Umbelopsis ramanniana AG
Lineage: Eukaryota; Fungi; Mucoromycota; Umbelopsidomycetes; Umbelopsidales; Umbelopsidaceae
Exons: 11
Coding region: 333-1580 (415 amino acids)
Molecular function (GO): guanyl-nucleotide exchange factor activity
Source: RefSeq, a predicted model, not a curated record